AUGGUUUUUGGAUUUUGCAAAAAGAAGAAGGCGGACAAGUCGCUCGAUGAUCUCAAGAAGGAUAUUGUUAUCGUACGUUUUGCCUUUUUUUUCUUUGUCAUUGGCGUUAGUCGCUGCGCAGAUCUACUGAUCAAAUUCAUUCAGCUCAGAAGAUACGGCUCAAAAGUUGAAGCUCAAGUAGCUUGAAAAAGUAUGCUCAGAUUUUAUAGCUCCGAAAUCUUGAAAAAAAGAGUUAAAAAUAAAAAUUUUUCUGUUUUCUAUUUAACCGUUUAUUCCAUAUUUUUUUAAAGAAAUUUUUUUGAUUUUUUUAUUUCAUAUGUCAAAUGGUAAAAGUUAUAAAAAAAUUUUCAAAACAAAGUGAAAAAAAUCAAAAAUAUAAAAAAAAAUUUUCGAAAAUGUAUACUAGUUUUUUUCUCCUCAUUGGAAACAGUGAUCUGGCCAGAUGCACUUCAAAUCAAAAAAUCAAAAUUAGAAGAUAACAUUUUCUCGGAGGGAUUUUGAUUGGAUAUCAAAGAUCCAGGUUUUUUUCGGUUUACCGCGUUUGUUCUGAAAAGGUCAAUCGAGUUAUUCACACAGUUCAUCAAUAAAUAAGACACGCGGUGAGAUAUCUAUCGGUAUGGUAUCCGGCAUUAUAACUAUCAUGAGAACAGGAGCGAAAGAAUAAUCUCAUAAAGAAAAAAAAAAUCAUAAAGAACCCGAAAAAAAAUUGAAAUUUCAUCACGCCGCAAAAUAGCCAUGGAGCGCAUUUGCUCAAGAUUUAUCUCAUUCGCAUUUUGUGCUUCAGGCUGCACCCCCUGGGCCGGGCCGGCUAGGGCUUGGAGCCUCAUUCAUUUUUGCGUAAAAGCCUGCGAGGGUUCAAGCCAGGCCAAUAGGAAAAAAAGAAUCGUGAUUUUUGUCGUAGAAAAGUCUGAUAUUUGACUUGUCAAAAAUUUGCGCCUUUUGAGCUCGGCCAGACUUUUUUUUUACUUAAGGCCCCGUGGGGCCGGGGACCAAUAAGCUUUCGGGCCUGUUCACUGGGAUGAGAGUUCGCUGACCUCGACUAGAACUGGAGGCGGUUCUGAGUAUUUCUAGGGGCGACUUUAGCGGCGUUAGCACUCUUAUGGUCAUUAAACCACAUUUAAAGGAUGACCACUCGAUUCCGUUGGAAGAGCUGCUCUCUCGAUAUUUAACCUCAGCAACUCAAGGGAUUUCCGACGACGAGGCCUCUUCUCGGUUAAAACGCGACGGCCCUAACGCCCUCACACCGCCAGUCACAACUCCUGUAUGGAUGAAACUCGUUAAGUCUGUUUUCGGUGAGUUUGAAGUAAUCAGUUUGAGAAGCUCAUUGUUUGAAUCUCUAUCUUUGGUAAGUAAUUCAAUUUAAUUCACGAAAAACUGCUCAAAAAAAAUAAGAGAAAUUGAAGGAGGAUUCAACUUUUUGCUGUGGUGCGCCGCGGUGGCGUCCUUCGCCGGCUACAUGAUGGAGAUAUCCUCGACGGACGAGCCAAGCAAAGAUAAUGUUGAUCGGAAUUCGCUUCUCUUGCAAUCUUUUGCUGUUUCAGCUCUACAUGUCGAUAAUCCUGGCGUGCGUAGUCACCCUCACAGGAUGCUUCGACUUUUACCAGGACCGCAAAAGCGGCAAUGUCAUGGACUCCUUUGCUAACAUGAUCCCUCCCAAAACAUUGGCAAGUUCCGCAGGACUACAGAGGUUCAGCUUUGAGUUCAAAGGUGGUCCGCGGCGGACAUACCAAAGAGAUUGAAGUGAAGGAGCUUGUCGUCGGGGAUCUCGUCCGUUUUCGAGGCGGCGACAAGGUUCCUGCUGACAUUCGCGUCACCCUCGCCAGAGGGCUCAAAGUGGAUAAUUCGUCUCUGACCGGCGAAUCCGAUCCCCAAACCAGGAAUUGCGUCUUCACAAGCAAAAAUCCGCUGGAGACAAAAAACUUGUGCUUAUUCAGGUGAGACGGAUCUUUUGAAAUGAAUAAGGAUUUUAAAAGUUUCAUGGAUACUAAAACACACAUACACAAAGUUUGUCUAAAAAAAGAUAACUAGACAAAAAAUCGUAGAAGACUGUAAAGAAUAGGAUCAAAUUUAAAUUGACAAAUUCUUAUUGGUUCCCUUUUCUUGUUUCUUUUUCCAAAAAGUUUUUCUUCUGAUAUAGCUCUCUGAAAAAAAUUGGUAAAUUGAAGAUUUCGAGCAAAGCCGUUGUAAUAAUUCCUUCAAGUUACACGGCGACACCAAAUCGACGCUACACAUACCGCAAAGGCGGAAAAAUGAAAUGUGUAGUACGCAGUGCGCGCGAUGAAUGGAAAACGACGCGCAAAAAGCGAUAUUGAAAUUUUUAUUAUAAUUAAAAAUUAAUUUUUCUGGCUGUUAUUUAUACAGGAUCGCCGAAAGCUAUACACAAAUUUAAGUUCACGAGAUACUCUUGAGAUUACACCUCGACUCGUUUUUUUGAAAUUGAAGUUUUUUUACCUAUGCAAAUAGCUUUAAUAAACAAAACCGUGUUUCAAGAUUGAUCUGAACAAAACUAAGUAGGUUAUUGACAACUGCUACUAUCGAAUGAAACAACAACCAUUUAAUAUUCUCCUUUACAGUACCAGCGUUCUGGAAGGAUCCGGCGAGGGAAUCGUUGUCCUGACAGGCGACCGAACUGUUUUCAUCUGUCAUUUCGAAGAAAGAAAAAUAUUUCAUUUUCCAGGUGGUUGGCCGGAUAGCGGCUCUGACGACGCAGGUCGAAUCUGGACCAACGCCACUUGCCAAGGAAAUCGGACAUUUCAUCAAAGUGAUCUCGGUGGUCGCCUUCUCUGUCGGAAUAGCUUUUUUCGUCCUGGCCAUUGUCUACGACUAUGAAAUCCUCAAGGCCAUCGUUUUCUUCAUGGGAAUCGUAGUGGCUAACGUUCCCGAGGGCAUCGUUCCUACGGUUACUGUGAGUAAACCUUCCAGUUUGCAAAACGCGAACAUGAACAUUGCAAAUGCUGCGGGGGAAAAAUCAGUUGCAACUUGAAUAAGGGUCCAAUUUUUUGGGUAAUGAUUCACGGCUUUUUUUGUUAGUCAAAGAAAAUGCGAAGCCGACAACGAAGAGGGCGGAGCCAAAACCUCCGCCGUCCCCAUGUGACGUCAUGAGAAACAAGCGUAAACAACAAAUAAUAUUAAAGGCGCAUGUUCAAUGGGUCAUGAGACGAAUCGAUUUCUCUUUAAAAAAAACAUGCACUUUUUCUGUUGUCGAGUUCAAAGUGAUUCCGCGAAAUUCAGAAUAGCGACCAGAGAGUGACAAAUAUACGUAAAUUCCGGAAAUUCAGAGAUUUUGAAUUUUUCGCGAAAAGCUUUGAACAGGGCAUGUGCGAGAGCGCCGCAGUGCAUGCACACUAUACACUUCACUUUACGGAAAGAAUAUGUGCGGGACGUUGUCAAAAAAAGCCGUGGAUUGACAUAUCGAUGUUUGAUUGAUCUUCCUUUAAAAACUGUAAAUGAUAAAUAAAAAGAAGGUGAAAAAUGAAGAGGUUAACUUUGGUAAGAAUCGUUUUGUGGACAGGUGAGCCUGACUCUGACGGCGGUGAAGAUGCGGAAAAAGUACUGCCUGGUGAAGAAUCUCGAAGCGGUGGAGACCCUCGGCUCGACGUCGACCAUCUGCUCCGACAAAACCGGCACUCUGACCCAGAACCGGAUGACGGUCACCCAUCUCUGGUACAACGGCAAGAUCCUCGACGCAGAGUUGCUGCCUCCGAACGAGGCGUUCACCGACAAGAAGCGCUACGUCGGCGAUCCUACCUACGAAAAGCUGUUGCGAUGUGCGACGCUGUGCAGCCGUGCCCAUUUCAGGGUAGAAACCUUUUUUCCGGGGCUUUCAUUUUUGUUGUUGCUUUAGAACCCCGAAUACAACGUGCCACUGGCCAAGCGAAUUGUCAGCGGCGACGCUUCAGAAGUUUGAGUCCAAGGAAGAAAUGCAACUUAUAAGGAUACAGGUGGCCAUCAUGCGAUACUGCGAGAUGAUCAGAGGCGACGGAAAGGUGGACGAGUAUCGCAAAGAGAGGCUCAAACACACGGAGAUCCCGUUCAACUCCACCAACAAGUAUCAGGUGCUUUUGAAGCUGACGGCAAACUCGUAGUUCAAUUCAAGCGCCACCGACUAUUUGAAUAGCUUUUUUCACCGCUCUUUUCGUAUCUAUUGUACUAUUUUUUGAUGCACACAUUAAAAAAAAUCAAUAAACAUUGAAAAAGAAAUGAAAACAGCGAUACCCGCCAAACCUCUCCAAAUAGUCGCUGGCGGUUGAACUGAACUCGUGCCAAAAACCGCGUACGCACACGCUACGCGUCCCGCCUCCUUCGCCUUUCAAGUAGGACAAAGUUGACUAUGCUCCACUUUCUUUUAUGUAAUUUACAAUCUUGGAACUUCAAAAGUUUAUUGAGUUGCAUAAGCAAACGGGGUGGGGAGACGUCAAAAAAAAAAUUUGGCGCGAAAAUUCAAAUCUCAAGUACGCAGCCAAAUGAGGAGUACGGUAUACAAGUUAUGUUGAAUACUCAGUGUAAUUUGUGACGUAGAAUGACUCGUUUUUACUUCUGCAGGUGUCGAUUCACACGAAUGGGGAAGCAAAUCUUCUAGUAAUGAAAGGAGCUCCAGAAAGAAUCCUCAAGAUGUGCUCCAAGUACUUCGACAACGGCGAGACCAAAAACAUCUCGAAAAAGUUCAGCCGCGAUUUCGUCAAGGUCGUCGGUGGCGUGGAAUCAGAUAACUUCUCUCAUUUUAGGCCUUCGAGCAGCUAGGAAGUUACGGCGAGCGCGUUCUUGGCUUCUGUGACCUGGAACUGAGCCGCGCCAAGUACCCCUUGGACUACAAGUUUGACACAGAGAACAUCAAUUUCCCAACCAAAAGUCGUUUUCGAAUUUGAUCUCAAUAACCAGCACAACUUUGAGAUUUGCGCUUCCUCGGUCUCAUAUCGAUGAUUGAUCCUCCUCGCCCAGGCGUCCCUGAAGCCGUGCGUGUCUGUCAGAACGCUGGAAUCAAAGUGAGCUUCUGAAAGCGCUUUAUUCAUGUCUUUUCCAGGUUGUGAUGGUGACUGGUGACCAUCCUAUCACUGCCAGAGCCAUCGCCACUCAGGUGCACAUAAUCGAAGACGGAGAAAGUGUAGGCGGCCUUCUCUUCAUAAAACCUCUCAAACCGAUUCUUAGGUUGUCGAAAUAACCAAGGAGGACCCAACGGCGCCACCCGACGAAGUUUACGGCGGAAAAGGAAGGUUCGUUCUAGAGUAACGGUCAAAUAAAAAAAGGAGAUUUCAGACUCCGCAAGACGAACGCAAUAGUUGUACACGGCGAGCAGCUCUCCACGAUGAGUCCGAUUACUUUGAAGUCGAUUGUGAGCAACUAUCAGCAGGUCUGAGCCUCUCCCUGCUCGUCCCAGACUCGCUUCAGAUUGUUUUCGCGCGGACCUCACCAGCCCAGAAGCUGCAGAUUGUCGAGGCAUUUCAAAGUUCGAACAACGUGGUCGGCGUGACAGGCGACGGCGUCAACGAUGCUCCAGCGCUGAGAAAGGCUGAUAUCGGUAUCUAUUGGGUCGUUCCGGCGGCAAAAUCCUUUUCAGGAAUCGCCAUGGGGAUCGCUGGAACGGACGUCUCUAAACAAGCGGCCGACAUGAUUCUCCUUAACGAUAACUUCGCUUCGAUCGUCACCGGAGUGGAGGAGGGCCGACUGAUCUUCGACAACCUGAAAAAGUCGAUAGCCUACACUCUCACUAGCAACAUUCCUGGUACUAUCCAUUCACGGCUCACUUGUCACAAAAAUGCGGUCUUUCAAAAAAGUAUGAAAUAGGGAAAAUUCCAGAAUCGCCCCCCCCACACUGUUUUUCAGCCGCCCGCGUUCUAACAAGUCCCCCACCAAGCCAAGUUCCGAUCUGCGAGGGGGUAAAACCAGAGAACUUCAUGUGGGGGAACGCGGGGGAAGGGGUGAAUCUGUAUUCAAGAAUGGCCCGUCGCAAUUCAAGGGGGGGACGACGACGACGAUAACGUAAUUUAGAAUAGCCCUUCGCAGUACAAGGGGCCGAUUCUGGAACGUCUAUGCAAUCUUUCAUAUUUGCAUGAAUAAAAAUCUCUUCGACAAGCUGAAGAUGUUACUGAAAGAUCUUCAGAAAUCACGCCAUUCAUGUCCCACGUCCUUUUCGGACUGCCUCUUCCGAUGUCCAUCGUCGCCAUUCUGAUGAUCGACUUGGGCACUGAUUUGGUGAGUCGAUUGGCCUCUCCCCGAGAUUCGAAGGAUGUCCCAGUGGCCCGCCAUCUCCUAUGCCUACGAGGUUCCCGAGAGCGACAUAAUGCAAAGGGCGCCGAGGAAUCCGAUCCACGACAAGCUCGUCAACAAAAGGUGCCAAGAGCGACUCUCCUACGUGAAGCUCAUUUCCAGACUCGUCAUGUUCUCCUAUCUACAAAUUGGCGCAAUACAGGCGUGUGCUGGGUUCACAACCUAUUUCGGUAAUCUUGUUUCACGCUGUCUCUUUCAAAUGGGUUUUUGAGCCCUGAUGAUGUACCAUGGAUGGAAGCCUGAACGACUGUAUGACCUGGCCGCAGAGUGGGAGAAUCGUCACAUCAACGACUUGGAAGACAGCUUUGGCCAGCAAUGGGUAGGAGAGCUUGAAAGUCCAUUCACCACGACUUGAAAUUUCACCGAUCGACAUUCCGCUGUCGCGAAGCGUCUUGCCUUUGCGAAUCUCGGUCGCGCUUCCAAUUUUUUUCUUUUAAUUGAAAUUUUCACUAAUUUAGUUAUUUUAUGAGCCAAAAUCGUGACUUUUAUUGCUUGUGGAUAGGCUGCUCCAUGGGGGAACACCUGAAAGUCGAUUACUUUUCGAAUUUUCAACGGAAUUCGCUAUAAUUUCUUUUUCCUUUUGAGUAGUUUUUCGUUAUAAUUUUAAAAUUACUCGACUUCUAAGUGUUCCCAAUGAAACAGUCCAAACGCAAUGAUAAUCACGAGUUUAGCACGAAAAAUUGAAACAUAAUUAAAAAUAGAGAAAAAUUCCUAAUAAAAAAGAUAUUGAAAGCGUGACCAAGAUUCGCAAAGCCAAUUACGCUUUCACGACCACGCAGCGGAGUGUCGUUCCGUGAAAUGUCAAGACACACACUAUAAAUACAGUACUGGCCAUAAAGGUAUUUCAAAGUGGUUUUUCGAGCAUAACUUUUCUGAAAAUGGUUCAAAUGUCCUGAAACUUCGCACAAAUUUUGAAAAGCUAUGGAUUAACUUAUUUUCAGAAGCAGAACACAUUUGCUCUAGUCAAACCAGAUUUGUGAUUAAAAAACCAAAAUGCGCGUAAACUGAAACGUUUCUGUUGAGAGUAGGACUGCGUCAAGUGGGGGCGAACGGGUUACACGUUUUUCUCAGAUAUUAUAGUCUGUGUGCCACGACUUGAAAUUUCAUGGAACGACAUUCCGCUGUUCCGCUGCGUGCGUUCGCGAAGCGUCUUUCGAAUCUAGGUCACGCUUCCAAUUGAUUGUUAUUGCUGUGGGAGCACAUGAAAGUAGAGUACCUUAAUAAAAGAAAGAAAAAUUAAAAGUGCGACCAAGGUUCGCAAAGGCGGGCAGCGGCACAGCGGAAUUUCGUUCGGUGAAAUUUCAAGUCGUGGCACACAUGCUAUAUUUACUUCAAUAUUUUUUAUCACGUUCGUAGAACUUCGUUUUCUGAUCUAAAAUUCGGUGUCCCUAUUUUUCCCUCUUUUCACCUUUUUUUUUGCGGAGAGAUGCUCUUUUCAGAGCUACCACUCUCGGAAAUCCCUCGAAGCCUGCGCCUACGGCACCUUUUUCUUCACAAUCGUCGUCACUCAGUGGGCCGACCUUUUUGCAUCGAAGACGCGCAAGAAUUCGUUGAUAAUGCAGGGACUUGAGUCAGUCGAUGAGUCAUCGUUCUCCUUGAUCUUGCUGUUUCCAGAAAUCAAGUUCUGAACACUUCAAUCAUCUUCACUUGUCUUUUGAGCACUUUUGUGCUGAACACGCCGUACGUCAACCAGUGGCUCGGUGUGAAUGGAAUUAGGUAAUAUUCUUUCUUCGAUAAUAGUGUGUUUUUCGCAACUUGAAAGGACGGGACUUCUCUGCGCGCUCCUUAUCUCUCGACGUCCCUCUCAUGUUUACGUGAUGUUUUCAUGUUUCUCUGACCUCGCCGGUGAGGGAACAGAGAGACGCAGACACGCGAAAACUGUCAAGCCGCGGCAGACUAUAUGAACAUUUUACCUUUUUUCGUCGUCUAAAUCGCUUGUUUGAGGCUCGAAGUGGCUUUCCUGUCGCUGCCAUUUGCGCUGGCCAUCGUUUUGUACGACGAACUGCGGCGCUACUUCAUCCGCCGCUGGCCCGCGGGAUACGUCUACAAGGAGACCUACUACUAG
This is a messenger RNA of Caenorhabditis auriculariae, 8329 nucleotides long. The record is from the annotation of a GenBank genome assembly. NCBI's taxonomy places the organism in Eukaryota, Metazoa, Nematoda, Chromadorea, Rhabditida, Rhabditidae.